CUGCGACCCAGGUGAGCUGAGGUGGGCGGGGCUUGUUACAGCGCGCGAGCUGUCAGUGGACAGAACAGGGCAGGUACGAGUGUUCUUUAACACCGAGAGUUCAAAUCCACACCUCAGAGCUGCUGCAGGAGAAACACACUGAGGAGAGCGGCCUCCUCUCACUGGAAACACCAGAGUUGCUGGUUCCAAUCAUGACUGAAGGUUUCAGGUGUGAACUGCACCAGUAACAGCUGCCAUGGAGGCCAGCCUGUCCGGCCUGUCGUCACUGAAGGACGACGAGGAGCCGCUUUACGUUCAGCCACACUACAAGGAAACUUACCGCCUGGCCAUUUACGCCUUGCUCUGCGGCGGCAAAGAGGCCUACGAGGAGUUCCUGCGGGCCGAGCAGAUCAGCCACUUCCUGUCCGAAGAGGAGAUCUUCUUUAUUCUGGAAAAUGCAGAGCUGCCGGCCGUGGAGGACGAGGCGGAGGUCACGAGGCCGGUCACGGACGAGGUCAGCCCCUCCACCUACUUCCCCACAGAGUCGGACGAGGAGGUGCCGGACCUGGACCUGGGCUGGCCCGAGGCCACGCUGGAGACGGCGGACACCAGCAUCAGUCUGCUGUUCCACCCCCCCAGAGAGAACACGCCGACCAUCAAGGAGGUGGUUCGAAAACAGAUUCAGGAGGCGAGGCAGGUUGUUGCCAUAUCGAUGGACGUCUUCACCGAUGUGGACAUUUUUAAAGAGAUCGUCAGUGCCACGCUGAGGGGGGUGGUGGUCUACAUCCUCCUGGAUAAUUCUCAGUUCAGGAGCUUCCUCACCAUGUCGCACAGGGUGGGCGUCAACAUCCAGGACCUCAAGAACAUUCGGGUUCGGACAGUUCAGGGGCAGCAGUACCAGUGUCAGUCCGGGGUCAAGUUUCAUGGAGGUUUGGAGCAGAAGUUUAUUCUGGUGGACUGCAGAACAGUUUUAUAUGGAACUUACAGCUUCACGUGGUCUUAUGAGAAGAUCAACCUCAGUAUGGUUCUGGUGGUAACCGGUCAGCUGGUCUGCUCUUAUGACGAGGAGUUUCGAAGACUGUACGCUCGCUCCACAGUUCCUCCGGUCCUGUCCAGGGAGAGAAUAUCUGUCCCGUACCUGAGAGACUCUGUGGCCUUGACGAGCCCAAACUCCAGCCAACUGUCCCUCCACCAGCUCCACAUCACACCCAGGUUGAUGCACGACAUGAGAAGCGCUCAGGAUGAUAGGUUUAAUAACCCCGCCAUGCUAACCAGGGGCCUGAGCAUGCAGGACAGGCUGCAUCAGUCCCACUGUCCCGACAUGGGGAAUCUGGUGCGGGGACACAGUUAUGGUGGCGAACUGCAGAAGUUACACUCCAUGACUCGGCUGAGGAUGGGGACCAGGGACAUUGGAAUACCUGACAGGACUGGACCGAACCUGAUGCCAACAAACAGGUUGUCUCAGCAGCAGCUUCGGCAUCACAGUCGUUACGGUGCAGACCAGAAUCUGAUACCGUUCAACUCAGAAACUUCACUGCACAGGUGGAAGAUCGACUCGUACUUUAAUGAGAGCGAUUUGCCUCUUGAUGCAUCAUAUGAUGUGAUAUCUCCCAUGAUAUCCCCGUAUAGCAGCCACAUAGGCUUAAACGAGCAACAAUCACAGGGGAUUCACAACCGGUCGAGGGACAUUAAGUCCAGGAUAGAAGAAAUGAGGCAGAAGAGGCUCAGUUUGCAGGAAUAUGCUAAUUUCAGACAUAGCCAAGAGAGCUUGAGGUCGAUGUGUCCCAGUCUAGAAAGACCGAAAUUUGUGUCUUCGUUGAGAAAUCUGGACAAGAUGCAGAGUGUGGCAGAAUUCGAGCCACAUGCACAAAAUGGUGGUGACAUGGAAUCAACCAACCAGAAAAUCAAUGACCCAAGUAAGGAAGGUGACAGAAAAGAGAGGCUGCACACGUAUGACUGGCGUGAGCCUCCUUCCAGGACAGUAUCAGUGUCAGCUGCUGAAUUAGACAUGAAACUGAACGAUCCUUCGCUAAAACUCUCUCAUUUGCAGUCCAGCAGCAUCCAGCAUUUAAGAGCAAUGGAGUCUUUGAUUGAGAUCCCUGAAGAAAAAGACAGUUCAAAUUCUCGUAUCAACACUUCAGACACAACGCUCGACAACGGAAAUGAGGAAAUUAGCAAAGAUGAAAUAGUUGUUCCAGAAGAGAACUUUGUGAAAUCAAGUUUACCUGAACAACCACAACGUCGAGAUGAAGCCAGAGGAAGUCGUGGUUCUAUUGGUAAAGUGGCCAACAGUUCUACUGCUGCGAAAGAACGAAAGAAAUCAUUAGAAAACGUUCCAAAGAUUUUGAACACAUCUACUGGAUCUCAGCUUGCAGUGGAGGGUAAGAGUAGUCACUCAGAAAAACACAGAGAGGAACAGACGCUGCAGAGGAAGAACUCCAUGAGAAUGAAAGUGCAAUCGAUGCUUUCAUCUGACGAAAAGAAAGCCUCCAAAAAAGAGGAGAAGUCCCUCCAGAGGAAGGCCUCAAUGAGACCGCAGAAUCCCUCAGGAUCCAACCAACCCAUCAGGGCAGACCAUUCACAGGGGUCCUCUGCUGGGCAAAUAACAAAGAAAGGUCAGUCGCCCAGUGUCUCCAGGUCACAGCACACCAGUAGUUCAACAGACACCGAAAGGCAUAAAUCUGCUUUCGCAAGAUUAUCUCCUCAGCGUUCAAGCAAGAAAAAGACAAACCCCGGAGCAGAGCAGGAUCGAGGCUCAAAGAGCACUCUGGACGACGAGGGGGCGACCGUCUUUCAAACCAGGAGAGAGAAAGCCUACAGCCGAUACGAGUAUUUGCUCAGCACUGAAAGUAGGAUGACGAGUAUGUAUCCCUCAGACAAAGACAGAAGCACGAGCCCCGUUCAUGGCCGGAAUGACUCAGGUUAUCCAAUGUAUCAGACACAAAGUGGCUCUGAAAACAAACUGGGAAGAUUCAUGCAGCGAGUUGGAAAUCUUAUAGGCAAGAAUAAGUAGAGAUGCAGGAGGAGUGGAGGCAACAUUUGUGCACCGUGCUGGGAUCCUCACUUCUGCUUCAUCUCUUAUGUUUUUCACAAUGUGGCUCAGAGUUUACGAGGGAAGAUAUUUAUCACCGAGGCCAAAACACAAGAUGUUAUAAACAAAAUCCUAAUGAAGGAUAUGAUCUAUUUGGUAUCUGGUACAAAGUGUCUUUAUAUUACCUGGGAAUCGAACAUUUGAAGGAGGGUCGAUGUGAAAAUACUUGUCAGUUAAUUACUCAUGAUGUUAAAGGAGACAUAUUCAGGUUGAUAAUUAAAUUAGUGUUAUGACUGUAGAAGGUUUACAUAAUCUAAUGUUCAGAAAACACCUUUUUUAACUUUGCAGAACUUUUACAUUUACAAAAAAAUCUAACACACUGGAGGAUAAAAACACUGAAACGUUAUAUGUCUCCUUUAAAAAUGGGAUGAAUAUGAUGGUAGCGCUUUUAGAUUGUUAAAAAAAGAAUAUCCAGAGAGUUGAAUUGUAAAGAAAUGUUAUCGAUGUUCUAUAUUAAAUGUGUCUGUUAUUUUAAAAUGUUCUGUAUUUUGCUCACAAUAGAUCCUACAAGUCCAAAAACCAACAAAAAUGGAUCCUGAUGAAAAGUUAAGUGAACGUAUCUGAAGCCUCAGAACUCCAGAAACUGUUUGACAAGUUUCUUUAUUACGAUGAAAACACUGUAGCCUGGUUUAUAAUAACUAAAGUGGAGCUUUCAACCAUAUCGUGCUCUCCUGAAGAUGAUCACAAGAUAUGAUCCAAAGCUCCAGAACACCCAUAAACUGGAACUUCAGUUUUGCCAGAUUUGUUCUAAUGUAAAAAACGUGUAAAACUUCUCUCUAUACUGUCGUUUUUGUUGUCAAACAAAUGUCAACAUUUGGAUCAACUGCAAAAAUAACUUGAUUAACAUGUGUUCACUGUAAAUAUCAAGUACAUUGUAAAAAAAAACCUUAGACAUUAAAUGCAGUGUUUCUCACAAACACUUCUUCUGUAGUAUUUCACUUGUGUCUUUUCUGUGAAUAGUUUGAACGUUCCACUGACACAUGAUAUUGAAAAUAAAGAUUUCCA
Molecule: messenger RNA, 4075 nt
Organism: Paralichthys olivaceus (Japanese flounder)
Lineage: Eukaryota; Metazoa; Chordata; Actinopteri; Pleuronectiformes; Paralichthyidae
Product: protein FAM83B-like
Biological process (GO): signal transduction
Cellular component (GO): cytoplasm; membrane
Molecular function (GO): protein kinase binding
Source: RefSeq, a predicted model, not a curated record